GAAUAUCAUCAUUAACCUGGACAGCCUUCGACAUUUGGUUGAGCAUACAAGUCACGUUUCAGAUAUGAUUGCUUCCAUUUAAUAUAACAAAUUAAACGUUCUCUCUUUUCUCUUUCCAACAACCAAACUCCCUUCUUCCUCGCGGUUAGUCUCUGAAGCUCUGAAAGAGAGAGCCAGAGCCAAAGAGAUGCUUCUCGGUCAUUUGUUGAGCUCGCAGCCAUGCGUUUUGGCUCCUCGGUUUUCGGCUCCAUCUCGCUCUAGCUCCUCCUCUUCAAAGAAGAGAAAAUCAAUGGCGUACCACUUUUGGUGGAUCCAGUCUUCGGCUCUACAGGAACAUAAUUUAAAGUCACAAGAUGCAGGUAAGUGGGAGACUUGUUCUCAAAGGACAUGGGAUAACUUGGAUUCUACCAUGCAAAUACGUUUGGGUUCUAAGUUUUGUAGGAUGGACCAGAAUGAUACUCAGGGUUACCGAGCUGAACUGAUGGUUGGAACAUUGUCUUCAUAUUUCCUUCUUAAAUUGACAGAAGUGAAUUUUGGAAAUAUCUUUGCAAAGAUGAUCCAAGACUUACUUCCUUUUGUGGUUCGGAAUUUUGGGACUACGGGAGUGCCUUUUGCUUGUAUGUCUAAUUCCUUGAAUAAACCCAUGCCUCUUAAGUUGGAUGUGUCCUUGCCUUCAUUUCAAGAUGUAAAAUGGAGCUUUGCACGGUUACUAUAUUUGUUCAACAGCCAACUUGAGAAAAAUGUUGCCACGUUCCUUGUAGUACUACUUGUAGUGUGCUUCUCAUUUGUCAUCAUUGGUGGUUUUCUGUUCUUCAAGUUCAGGGGUCAUACACAAUCUUUGGAAGACUGCUUAUGGGAGGCUUGGGCCUGCCUUUGUUCAUCAUCCACUCAUUUAAAACAAAGAACACGGAUUGAGCGUGUUGUUGGCCUCCUUCUUGCUAUCUGGGGCAUAUUGGUUUAUUCUCGACUAGUAAGCACAAUGACUGAGCAGUUCAGAAAUAAUAUGCAAAGGCUCAGGGAAGGGGCACAAGUGCAAGUUCUGGAGAAUGAUCAUAUCAUUAUUUGUGGUGUUAACAGUCAGCUAAAUUUCAUUCUGAAGCAAUUAAAUAAAUAUCAUGAGUUCGCUGUUCGCUUAGGUACUGCUACAGCUAGGAGGCAGAGAAUUCUUUUGAUGUCAGAUCUUCCUAGGAAGCAGAUUGAUAAACUUGCUGACAGUAUUACCAAAGAUCUUAACCAUGUUGAUGUGCUUACAAAGAGUUGCAGCCUCAACUUAACAAAAUCAUUCGAAAGAGCUGCUGCCAACAAAGCUCGUGCCAUUAUUAUUUUGCCAACUAAAGAAGAUAGGUACGAAUUUAAUACUGAUGCAUUUCUAUCAGUACUAGCCCUUCAACCAAUUCCAAAUAUGGAAUCUGUUCCCACAAUUGUUGAGGUUUCAGAUUCUAAUGCAUGUGAGCUUCUAAAAUCAAUAUCAGGAUUGAAAGUAGAGCCAGUAGAAAAUGUUGCAUCCAAAUUAUUUGUUCAGUGCUCUCGGCAGAAGGGGCUCAUAAAGAUUUACAAACACUUGCUCAAUUAUCAAAAAAAUGUAUUUAAUCUCUGCAGUUUUCCUAACUUAGCUGGAAUGAAGUAUAGGCAACUAAGGCGUGGUUUUCAAGAGGCAGUUGUUUGUGGUCUUCAUCGGAAUGGAAAGAUAUACUUCCACCCAAAGGAUGAAGAAAUCCUACAGCAAACUGACAAAGUUUUGUUCAUAGCACCUAUUCAUGGGAAAAAGAAGCCCCAGAUUGCAUACUCAAAUGUUGUUGAAGGAAAUAAAUCUGUUCUAGAUUUAGAACCAGCAAAUAAUGGUGAUACUUCGGAUCAUGCACUAGAAUUGAGGAAAUCAAGACUUGAAGUAAUUGUAAAGCGUCCCAACAAACGAGGAUCAAAAGCAUCAGAUUGGAGUUUCGGACCAACAGAAUGCAUACUUUUGGUUGGGUGGCGUCCUGAUGUUGUUGAAAUGAUUGAAGAGUAUGAUAAUUAUCUUGGACCUGGCAGUGUGUUGGAAAUAUUAUCAAGUGUGCCAAUAGAUGACAGGAAGAGGGCAAGCAUUGCUCUUGGUCAUGGUAAACUCAAGAAUGUCCAGGUCUCCCAUAGGAUUGGGAACCCUAUGGACUAUGAUACUUUGAAGGAAACUAUAACAAGUAUUCAACAUACAUUAAAAAAUAGUGAAGAUAUUCCCUUUUCUAUUGUUGUUAUAUCUGAUAGAGAAUCGCUUGUUGGAGAUCCAACCAGGGCAGAUAAACAAUCGGCAUAUUCUCUUCUUCUUGCUGAAAUUAUCUGCAACAAAAUAGGGGUAAAGGCACAAAAUCUAGUUGCCGAGAUUGUUGACUCAAAAUUGGGAAAGCAAAUUACAAGGAUUAAACCAUCUGUGACUUAUAUAGCAGCUAAGGAAGUAAUGAGCCUUGUAACAGCUCAAGUUGCGGAGAACAGUGAACUGAAUGAGGUGUGGAAAGACAUUCUUAAUGCAGAAGGUGAUGAAAUAUAUGUAAAGGAUGUUAGCCUUUACAUGAAAGAGGGCGAGAAUCCGUCAUUCUCUGAGCUGGCUGAGAGGGCACAUUUGCGGCAAGAGGUUGCCAUCGGUUAUGUAAAAGACAACAAAAAGGUUAUCAAUCCACCUUCCAAGUCCAAACCCCUAUUCCUUAAAUUGACUGACUCAUUAAUCGUUAUAUCUGAACUUGAAGGAGAGCAACCCAUCAUCGAGUAAAUCUUCGUUCUUUCUUGCUUCCUGUUUCUCUUUUUGUCAUUGCAGGCGCAGCCGUGAACAUGAAGUUUCUUCUAAAAAGGUAUUCACUAAAAUUUUCACCAGAGAAUGCGAGUAUUCAAGCUGUAGAUCUAUGAGAAAACCAUUUGCUCAAUUUGUGAUUGUAACAAUGAGGUACGCAAGAAAUGAGGUCUUGUAAAUUUCUCUUCACGUUUCUAGUAGCUGAAGUAAAGUCAAAUAAUUUUGUCUUCUAAAUAAAUACUUAACAGAGUCCAGCUAUAUCAACUUAAAUUUUUCA
Messenger RNA from Mangifera indica (mango), 3035 nucleotides. Its product is annotated as putative ion channel POLLUX-like 2. NCBI's taxonomy places the organism in Eukaryota, Viridiplantae, Streptophyta, Magnoliopsida, Sapindales, Anacardiaceae. Gene Ontology annotation, biological process: monoatomic ion transport. The transcript is spliced from 24 exons. The record is from RefSeq and is a predicted model, not a curated record. The coding region runs from base 188 to 2740 and encodes 850 amino acids.